This is a messenger RNA of Ceraceosorus bombacis, 393 nucleotides long. Lineage: Eukaryota; Fungi; Basidiomycota; Exobasidiomycetes; Ceraceosorales; Ceraceosoraceae. The record is from the annotation of a GenBank genome assembly.
AUGUCCGGCAUCAUGUCCAGCUCGACUGCGCUGCGCAAGGUGGAGCUGAUCGGCACGCUGCUGGACAAGAAGCGAGCAGAUGGCCCCUCUCUCGCUCUCAAUUUUUGCAAUGGCAGCUCUUUUCCUUUGGCUCUACCUCCCAUCGUCGCGCGAGGCAUAUCCAAUCCUCCUUGCGUGAGGGUGCAAGGCAUGAACCACAGGCUCCUCUUGCUACUCGAGCAGCAUCUCGACUCGCCAUCCCGCCCAUCGCCGACGAGUGAGGGCAAGACUUUGGCCGCAGCGGCAGCGGCAGCGAAAAGGGGAUUGGCUUGCAUCUUUGCCAUCGACUUUUUCGAAGCGGACCUCAUCGCUCAGCAAGUGGUCAGGCUCAUCAUUCUCGCUAAUUUCGUCUGA